Molecule: messenger RNA, 3057 nt
Organism: Pichia membranifaciens NRRL Y-2026
Lineage: Eukaryota; Fungi; Ascomycota; Pichiomycetes; Pichiales; Pichiaceae
Exons: 2
Biological process (GO): endoplasmic reticulum to Golgi vesicle-mediated transport; GPI anchor metabolic process
Cellular component (GO): endoplasmic reticulum
Molecular function (GO): phosphatidylinositol deacylase activity
Source: RefSeq, a predicted model, not a curated record
AUACUCAUCCUUGUUUCGUUGAUAGGCUUGUUGAUUUUGCUUCUGAUUGGGUUCAGCUACUCUCUACCAUAUGAAGGUGCAGAUGCUCCAGCUUGCAAAGGUGUUUUUAUGUCUCCAGCCUAUGCCAAAAUUCAUGCAUUCGAUUCUACACACACCAAAUUUGCUUCAAAGUACUCUCUCUAUCUAUAUCGAGAGCAGCAUAAAGAUUCAAUACCAGAUGACUCGGAUCAAUUCAAUUUAGCAGGAACUCCAAUAUUGUUUAUUCCUGGUAAUGCAGGUAGUUAUAAACAAGUCAGGUCAAUAGCUGCUGAAACAGCAAAUCAAUUUUUUGAUAACAACGCGUACAUCAAAUCACUGAAUUUGAAUACCAAUAACAUGGAUUUUUUUACAGCAGAUUUCAACGAAGAUUUUACUGCUUUUCACGGAAGGACAAUGUUGGAUCAAGCGGAAUACCUAAAUGACGCAAUAAAAUUCAUACUCUCCCUAUACAGACUCAAUGACGAUGGUGGCAACGGCAAUUCCCGAACUCAAAAUGUUCCCACGUCAGUUAUCUUGUUAGGUCAUUCCAUGGGAGGGAUUGUUGCAAGAGUGAUGUUGAGUUUACCUAACUAUUUGGAUCACUCGGUAAACACCAUUGUAACGUUAUCAACUCCUCACAAUGCAGCCCCAACUACUUUUGAUGGUGACCUCUUAAACGUUUUCAAACUUACUGAUGAUUUUUGGAGAAAUGGAUUUGUAAAAGAUGAAAACAUGAACUCCAAAUUGAGUAUGAUUGCUAGAAAAAGAUUAGAAGAUGUUUCUCUGAUUUCAAUAACAGGCGGAAUAUUGGAUACGACUUUGCCGACCGACUAUACGACCUUGACAGGUUUGGUUCCCUCUAAUCAUGGGUUUUCGGUUUCAACAACAGGGAUACCUGGAGUAUGGACUCCAAUAGAUCAUUUGGCCAUUGUGUGGUGUGAUCAAUUAAGAAAAGUUUUAGCCAAAACAUUACUGCAAGUAAUUGAUGUUAAUUCACCAACUCAAACUUAUUCUUUAGAAAAAAGAAUGGAGAUAUUUAGAUCUAUUUUAUUACCUGGAUUUCAAAAGUCGACUGAAAUUUUGAAAAAUCUGAAUAUGAAUUACAACUUACCAUAUAAGUUGAAAAUUGAUUUAAAGCAACUAAAGGAUUCUGCAAAUCAGCGAUUUAUUCAGUUGCCAAAAAGUUUGUCGAAAAGGACUGAAGUUAAUUCACCACCAAUCCAUCUGUUUUAUGUCCCUAAAGACGAAAACUUCAAGUUUAACUUUAUCAGCUCGUUGAAGCCGUCUAAUAUAGAAAACCUGAAUGAAUCACCAGCCCCCGCAGUCUUGUUAUGCAGGACAAUUUUAAAAGAUGGGAAAUUUUCCAACGUUAAUCAUCACUAUAAACAAGUUCACGAUUAUACUACAGAUAUAACAAACCAAUUUGCAGAACUCGAAUGUAUUGAUGUCAACGAAUUUGUUUACCAUAUCCCAAAACCAGAACUACAACAUAUAUCUGAGGAUGGAUUUGAUAGCCAGUAUUAUGCCUUGGAAAUUCCCUCUAACAUUUUAGCUUCUUUCAACAGCAUCGUUUUAGUUGAGUCAAGCACUAGCAUCAAUCACUCAAACGACCAUGAUUUUGUUUUAGCAGAUAUGGAACUUGAAAAGUCAAGUUUUUUGAAAUUGGGAGAUUCCAGUCUUUGGAAAUUAAUAUCCCGGGGAAAUGAUAUUACUAUCCCAUCGCAUCGUUCUAUUAUUGUUGAUAUUGAUAUUCCAUCUGUCAGCUCCAGCUUAUUAGCGUAUAGCUUAGAUAUCAGAUAUUCGAAGUCAAAAAAUGAAAAGUUCUCGACGCUUAUUAGUCAGACUGUUAAAGGUGAAACAAAAUGGCAUACGAAUAUAGAUUCAAACAAAAUCAUCACUUCAAUUAUUAAUGGCAAUUCACCUUAUACCCCUUUUAUUGUCGAUGAUUCCUCUUCUCAUGUUAGACUGAAAAUAUUCAGCGAUUCGUUGUCAUCAGAUCAACUUAUGGAUAUAUAUCUUUCUGUUGACUGGUUUCAGAGUUUAAAACUACUAGUUUUGAAGUAUAGGCUUUCCAUUAUUGGAUUCCCGCUUUCAAUAACGUUAUUAAUUAUUUGUCUUCAGUUUACACAUUAUGCAAGGUUUAAUUUCUAUCCCUCAUUUGGAGAAACAUUGUUGUACAUCUGUGACUACAAGAUAAUGGGAGUUUUAAUAUUGUUCUUCUCGUCUUUAUCGUUUUUCACUUCGACUUCUUCUACUUUUGGCAAGCUUUUUGAACUCUUAGACCCGGUUGAGAGAAACGAUUUGAAGCUGAUGGACAAAAUCGAAAAUAGAGAAGUAAGAAUAAAUUCAACAUUUAUGGGAAUUGAAGAGCCUUCAUUGUGGUUUUAUGGUACCAUUAUUUUAUUUGUAUCAAUGGGACUGAACAUGCUUUUAUACAACUUGAUUUUAUUCUUAUUGAAGUUUGCAAUUAAGUUUUCCAAGCUUAGAAUUUGGAGAGUUGUGAAAAUGCCCAGGUUCAGUUAUUUAUCUACACAAAGGAGAACUUUAAGUGUCUUGUCAUUGUUGGUGUUAGUAUUGAUUUAUCUCCCUUACCAGUUUGCAUUUGUUGUUUAUGCUGUAAUCAAUCAUUCCAAUAGUACAAAGGAUUUGGACAAGUUCUGCUAUUCUAAAAAGUCGCUAAUACUACUGGAAAAUUUCAAAAACUUCAAUUUAUCCUUCACUAUUUUAAUGUUAUGGCUAAUACCAAUAAAUGUACCGGUUUUAAUAGUGUGGAUUCAUGAUAUCUCACUAAAGUGGAGAACGCCCUUCUCUUCUCAUCACAAUGUAUUGGCUGUCUUACCGAUAAUUAUACUUAUUCAGAUGUUGAACCAAGGAUAUAUGAUCCCUCGACCGACAAAAAAAAUCAACAUAUUAUUAACAAAGGUCUUUUUAUGCCACUUUUCCUUGUACUGUCUCUUGUUUGGAACCAGGCAUUUGUAUUUUUUGCACAGCUUGUUUAACUUCGUCUGUGUUUGGUUUCUCAUAACAAUGAUACAGGAC